Molecule: messenger RNA, 282 nt
Organism: Racocetra fulgida
Lineage: Eukaryota; Fungi; Glomeromycota; Glomeromycetes; Diversisporales; Gigasporaceae
Source: the annotation of a GenBank genome assembly
AUGCCAACGUGUAGCACUUGUGGAUCUAUUCGUUCCUCUGAAGAAUUUACACUCAAUGGUUGCAAUUACAAAACUUGUAAUAAAUGUAGAUUCACAAGAACUAAAAAAAAGAAUGAAUCAGUUAAUAGCUCCAAUAUUGAAAAUAAUUACAUCGAAAUAAUUCUUAUACAAGAAGCUAGUCAAUAUAUUAUGAAUACAAUUGAUGACUUAGAAGAUCAUGCUGAACUUUCUCUUGUCUUUCAUAUUCGGUUUGAUGAAGCCAUGAUAACUUAUAUUGUUUAA